AUGCGUAGCGCAAAGGCCAAGGUGUGCGUCGGCGGCGCGGUGGCGGUGCUGGUGCUCGUAAUCUUCCUCGCCGCCUGCUUCGGCGGCCCGAACAAGUGCAUAGGCGGCGGCGGCGCCGCCAAGAGUAGCGUGACCCAGCCGGCGCCCUCAUCGCCGGCGGCCGCCGCCGACGCGACAAAGGCCGCGGCGGCGCCGGCGUCGGCGCUGGCGCCGGGGGUGGACGCGAGCGCGGCCGGCGUAGAGGACACGCCGGCGACUCCGGAGGAGCAGCAGCGGUUGCGGGACGCCCAGGCCGCGGACAAUACAGGCGCUGACGUCAUCGGCCAACCGACCGCCGCCGCGGGCCUUGUCGCUGACCCACAGGCGCCGCCCGACGCAGUGGACGCACCCCCGCCCGCGCCGGCAGCGGACCCCUCCGCCGCGGCGGCGCCUGCGGACGCGGGGGGCGACACGAUACCUGUGGAUGCGAACGGGGAGCCGACGGGGAUGGCGAUGGACGCGGCGGGCAACCCUGUGCUUGCACCUGUGCCUGCGACCCUGGAUGGCCUGCUGGCGCAGGCUAUUGCCCAGCAGGCCGCGCAGCAAGCCGCCGCGUCGGCGCCGGCGCCGGCACCUGCGCCCGCAGACCCAGGAGACGCCCAGGCCGGCGCGAGCGGCGGGGACGCGCCCGCGACGCCGGCACAGCUCGCUGGCGUGUUCGAGCCCCUCGGCCACGGCGCGACGGGCAAUGACGCCGCGGUGCAGUCCGCGGGCCGGCAGGCGCAGCCGCCGCCGGAGGCCGCGGCGGCGCCGGCUCCGGUGCAGGAGCCGGCGAUAGCCCCCAGGCCUGACGCGCUGGCGGGCGGGCGCUGA
Messenger RNA from Monoraphidium neglectum, 852 nucleotides. RefSeq lists its product as hypothetical. The record is from RefSeq and is a predicted model, not a curated record. Bases 1 to 852 code for a protein of 283 amino acids. The transcript has 2 exons. Lineage: Eukaryota; Viridiplantae; Chlorophyta; Chlorophyceae; Sphaeropleales; Selenastraceae.